Messenger RNA from Knipowitschia caucasica, 1422 nucleotides. The record is from the annotation of a GenBank genome assembly. NCBI's taxonomy places the organism in Eukaryota, Metazoa, Chordata, Actinopteri, Gobiiformes, Gobiidae.
AUGAGCUCCAUCAGCCUGAGCCUACUGCUGCUACUGAGUGUGGCCUCGGCAGUCUACUGCACGCCACUGCCCACCAUCACCCAGCAGGAACAGGACCUUGCAGUGGAUUAUCUCAAGAAGUUCUACAACUUGACAGAGGAAACAGGCCCGACGGUCAGACGAGGCCUGAAUCCACUCACCAGGAAGCUGAGGGAAAUGCAGAAGUUCUUGGGACUGAAGAUCACUGGUAACCUCGAUGCUGACACUCUGGCCAUGAUGAAGAAACCCCGAUGCGGUGUCCCUGACGACCAAGUUGGCAGCUAUACACUUUUUGGGAAUAAAUGGCAAAAGAAUGCACUUACAUACAGAAUUGAGAACUACACACCAGACAUGCCUAAAGCAGAAGUCGAUGAUUCUAUUGAAAAGGCUCUUGGAGUUUGGGCCAAAGUCACACCCUUGAGGUUCACCAGGCUCCACAGUGGAACAGCAGACAUCAUGAUCUCCUUUGGCAGCGGGGACCAUGGAGACUUCUACCCCUUUGAUGGUCCUGAUGGAACACUAGCCCAUGCUUUUGCUCCUUCUACUGGCAUUGGAGGAGACGCACAUUUUGACGAUGAUGAAAACUUUACCUAUCGUUCAACUUCUGGUUAUGUUCUGUUCAUGGUGGCUGCUCAUGAGUUUGGUCAUUCUUUGGGCUUGUCCCAUUCUAAUGACCCAGGGGCACUCAUGUACCCCACCUACACCUACAGCAACCCAAACACCUUUGUUCUGCCCCAGGACGACGUCAACGGUAUCCAGUCCCUUUAUGGGCCAAACCCAGACAAAGAUCCUAAUCCAGGCCCUCCGCCCCCCACCACUCCUGACUCAUGUGACUCCAGUCUGGUCUUGGACGCUGUUGCUAAUCUCAGAGGAGAAAUGCUCUUCUUCAAAGACAGCUUCUUCUGGCGUAGCUACCCUCAGAGUAACCGCCCUCAGCAGUCCCUCAUCAGCAGCUUCUGGCCUGAUGGUCCGGCCAGCGUUGACGCUGCCUAUGAAAGCCUGAACGCAGACCGGCUGUACCUCUUCAAAGAUCGUCAGGUCUGGGCUUUCAGCGCCUAUGAACUUCAACCAGGUUACCCAAUGUCCAUUUCCAGCAUUGGACUUCCUAAAACAGUGAAGAAAAUUGAUGCAGCUAUGUAUGAUGUGAGGACCCGCAAGACACUGUUCUUUGUGGGAGAUCAGUAUUACAGUUACGAUGAGAUCAAUAAAAGAAUGGACCAGGGAUAUCCUAAAUAUGUGGAUGAGAAGUUUUCGGGUCUGACCAGCAAAGUUACUGCAGCCUUCCAAAACAGAGGUUUCACAUACAUCUACAGCGGUCCGUACAUGUUUGAGUACAGCCUUCAGAGUGGACAUCUGUUCCGUAUGCUCGGGAACGACUACUUCCUGCGCUGCACCAACUACUAG